AUGAGUCUAGAUGGUGAUCGUAGUACCGACGAAUAUAUCGUCACAGCCCUUCAGAUUUUUCAUUAUUGUGGAGCCAAUAGCACUAAUACUUUACGUGUUAAUGAAUUAAUGGACAAAUUCGCGCCUUUCGUGAAGACGAAUAAGACAGAGUACAGCUAUCUCCGAUCUCUUCUGGACCCAGAUCAGAGCAAUCCUGAGAUAACAGUGUCAAUGCUGGCUUCAACAUUGAACAAGUACAGCGAGAACCAGAAAGUCAAAGUUGACUUAGAUGAAAGUUUUAAUCUCAAGAGUGGACAGGUACCACAUGAUUCUGAUUCCGGCAUAUCAACUGAUGGUUUCCACUUGUUAGAGGAGUUGCAAUGCGAACUGCGCGAGAAGUCUCACCUUGCACAACAAUUGCGAACUCAGCUUGAUUACUCCGACAGACACCAUGAGGAAGCAUUAGCUGCCAUCACCGCUGAGAGAGACACGCUCAGAGCACACCUCAAUAUGUUACGCGAAGAGUCCUCAGCCUUAGGAAACGUACGUCGCGACUACGAGGAGGCGUGUGAGAGACUCGUUACAAGUGAAAGAGCGUUAGAUGAAUCUCAGCGGGAGUUGGACGCUGUUCGCCGACGAGCCAGAGUACUUACAGAUCAAGUGGCGAUGCUGGAGACUGAGAAACUGACCCUCCAAGAGUUACUUUCAAAGUCCAAAGAGGAGUGUCACCGUAUAAAUGACAUGUACGCCUCGCGUCAGGCCACCCUGCUAGAAGAGAAUGAGACGUUAAGGACAGAACAUGCUGAUUUAUCUGCUAGGUUACAGGAUCAAGAAGAAUUUAUGCAGCAAAUCAUUAAGGAAAAGGUUCUUCUUGAAAUGGAGCUAAAAGAUAUGCUAAAUAAAUCAAAUCAAACCCACUUACGCUUUGAUCGUUCGAUUGACGUUAGCUAUACAGAAGAUCAGAUGUUAACAGCGUUGGACAGUCUUAACGCUGACAGCAGAUUUGCUCAGGAGGGCCGCCUGCUAGAUGAAGAAUCUUUUGUAAAGGCUUUAAGAGAAGACCAAGGUCGGACUACAAACAUGUCCCUAUUUGAUGAAAUACGACUAAGUUUCAACUUGUCCAGACAUAACAUAACAGAUCUAAACUGUACACCUACAGACAAGCAAUCAGAAUUGAACAACACUGUUACAAUUACAGUUGCAACGCAGACGGACAAACUCUAUCAAGAUAUUUGUAAAGAAUUUAAAAAUAAAAAUGACUAUGAAAAAUUGUGUAGUAUUUCAACACAAACAGAAACAAAAAUUGAUAUGUGUUAUAAUGAAGAUUUUAAGUGCAGUUGUGAUAUUUCAUUCAAUACAACCAAUCAGAGAAUAGAUUUACCCCAAAAUGACCUUCAUUCACAUAAAGUAAAACGACAAAUUCAGACACACGACAAAACUACAAACACAAGUCGUUACUUAUUAGAAGUUUUCAGAGAUAUAGAAGUUAUGAACUUUGGUACACAGACGGAUUCAAACGAUUUUGAACGUUGUGGCUAUAAUAAUAACGUGCAUUGUGUCGACUGUAACAAAUGUAGCCAUUGCGAUAGUUUAAACAAAUAUACAAGAAAAUUAGAAACAGAACUGAGACACGCGCGUGCUACAGCUGAUGAAAUGCAAAGAGAUUUGGACAGAUACGAAGAUGACUUAAAUAUGUUACAGAGAUUGGUUUCCGAAGGAAAUGAUCGUAAUAAUUUUCUAAAAUCAGUUGUAAAUAAUUUGAAAGUUAAACUAGAAGUUUUGGAAGGCGCAUGCGCAAGUCAUGGGGACAAAAUUGACGAAUUACUUUGUAGUACAUGCUCAGAAGGAAUACAGACUGAAAGUGCGUUGAUAUUUACAGAGCAAUCAUCAGUGUCGACUCAAGCGGAAAUGCCUUGCACCAACUGUGUGAAACGUCACACGUCACAAAAUAGUCUCAGAAGAUACUUGUGGGAGCCCUUAAAGUGCCUGUUCCAGCUAUUCGCAGUUCUCUGCUUCGUAUGUGCCCUAUCUGUCCUCUGUGGAAUUACGAGACGUAGAAGAGCCGCUUGCAGAGACCCCUUACCCUGGCAUUGGCUACAACCACACGAUUUGAUCGAUUUAUUAUUAUCAGUGGAGUAUGUCGCUGAUGUACCUAUGUAAAGCGAAGAAGAAAAGUGAAAUGUUAACUAGUGAAGCAAUGCGACCAGUGCAGUUAUGUCACUACGGUUUUUAUAAAAUUUGUAUACAUUAUUAAGUAAAACUGUCUAUUUUUAUAUUCAAGGAAUGUAAUUUAAUUUGUCUGAAAUCAAAAAUACCAACGCCUAAAA
This is a messenger RNA of Melitaea cinxia (Glanville fritillary), 2306 nucleotides long. Its product is annotated as median body protein-like. The coding region runs from base 1 to 2139 and encodes 712 amino acids. The transcript is spliced from 11 exons. The record is from RefSeq and is a predicted model, not a curated record. Lineage: Eukaryota; Metazoa; Arthropoda; Insecta; Lepidoptera; Nymphalidae.